Molecule: messenger RNA, 5688 nt
Organism: Cololabis saira (Pacific saury)
Lineage: Eukaryota; Metazoa; Chordata; Actinopteri; Beloniformes; Belonidae
Product: protein Smaug homolog 2
Exons: 13
Coding region: 525-2525 (666 amino acids)
Biological process (GO): negative regulation of translation; nuclear-transcribed mRNA poly(A) tail shortening; regulation of mRNA stability
Cellular component (GO): P-body
Molecular function (GO): protein binding; mRNA binding; translation repressor activity
Source: RefSeq, a predicted model, not a curated record
UUUACGUCAACUCAAAAUCGAAGUGGAUUUCCACAGGCGUACACUCCUUAUUUUCUGUAUUUCCAAUUCACAUUUUGUACAGACCUUCCUGAACACAGUAUUUUUUUGAAACAACAGAGACACACCACUGUAAAAGAAUAUCGUGAAAGAACACCGCCCACGGGAUGGACAUCUCCGCUUGUUUGAGCUGAGCAGCGGUAGCUGCAUCUGUUAGCGCUAGCGCCGAGCUCUCUGUCCCGUCGAGCUAGCUAUGCGUUAGCACGGCUGGCUAACAGGUGACACCCGACCAAGUUCCCGGAUAUUUGAACCUCAAGACAUUUUCCCAAAUAUCCACACAACGAUAACUGCCUGUAGUUCCUCCAACACCUGAACCAUGUGAGGGCCCCUCGGUCCAGUCUGAGGGGAUCCCAGGACUGUUGAAAAGAUAACCCUGCUGUGCAGGGCUGGACUUAUCCUCUCUCUGUCUGAGAGAGCAGCCUAGCCACAUCAACACAUUCCUGAUCUCCUUGCAAAGGAGACACGCCAUGAUGUUCCGAGACCAGGUAGGUAUCCUCACAGAUUGGUUCAAAGGCUGGAAUGAGUGUGAACAGACGGUGGCACUCUUGUCCCUGCUGAAGAGGGUCUCCCGCACCCAAGCUCGCUUCCUACACAUCUGCCUUGAACACUGGCUGGCAGACUGUACAGAGAUUCACAUCCUUGAAGCUGAGGCUAACAAUGCAGCAAUUGUCAGCCAGUGGCAUCAGGAGCCGAAAGAAAAAGUGGUGUCCCUCCUGUUGUCCCAUUUGCCACUGCUUCAGCCACGUAAUAGUGAGGCCAAAUGUGAAUAUAUGAAGCUGCUGCAAAAAGUGUUGAGCCACACUAUUGAAAGUAGCCUCUUUGUAGAAGAAAGCAGACAACUGCUUUCCUACGCACUCAUCCACCCUGCCACCACACUGGAUGACCGCACCUCCCUGGCUAUGUGGCUAAACCACCUGGAGGAGCACCUUUCCAGUGGCUAUGCACCUCGGGCACCUUCCAGCCCAUACCACCCACGCCAGGGCUCAGAUGAAUGGCCAAGCUCUGCUGAGGCUUUGGAUCCUGGGAAUGCGUGGCAAGACAAGUCUCCUUCAUCUAGCACAUCUCCAGCAGGGCAGAACGGACAUGUGCCUUUCCCAGGCGGGAUGUCCUCACCCAUCAACAGCAAUAGUACAGGUUUGGUUGGGCAGAUGCAACCUAGCCCUCUAAAGAAGUCCAUGUCCAUUACAUCAAGCCCCCAGGCUUUUGGCUCUGAGUGGAUAUGCCAGGAUGACACUGGGGGGCGACAGAACUUCCUUCCACCAGACCACGCACCCCUUUCACCCCAGAGCAGUGUAGCUUCUUCAGGCAGCGAGCAGACAGAAGAGCAGGGCUCCGCUCGCAACACCUUCCAAGAGGAUGGCAGUGGCAUGAAAGAUGUUCCAACAUGGUUGAAGAGUCUCCGCCUUCACAAAUAUGCAUCACUAUUCUCACAGAUGACUUAUGAGGAGAUGAUGAUUCUCACAGAACAUCAUCUGGAGUCUCAGAAUGUCACGAAAGGAGCGCGACAUAAGAUUGCUUUGAGUAUCCAGAAACUUCGAGAAAGGCAAAGCGUACUCAAGUCUUUAGAAAAGGAUAUUUUGGAGGGGGGAAACAUGCGCAAUGCCCUCCAGGAGCUUCAACAGAUCAUCAUCACACCCAUUAAGGCAAAUGCAGCACAGUCUGCCAUGGACAAGGCCACGUCUCCAUCAGACGUCACAAAAACAGGAACAGAUAAAGAGCCGGGUUCAGAAAGCUUCCCGUCUCAGAACCCACCCCCUUGUGAUGGAGACUCCUCCACCACACCCAUUUCAGAGGGCGACAUUGCUGGACAGUUCACCCGUGUCAUGGGUAAAGUGUGCACCCAGCUGCUGGUGUCAAGGCCUGAUGAGGAAAAUAUCAGCUGUUACCUUCAGCUCAUCGAGAAAGGUCUCUCACAUGAGGCUUUCACAGAAACACAGAAGAAAAGGUUGGUCUCCUGGAAGCAGCAGGUCCUCAAACUGCUGCGCCUUUUCCCUCGGAAAGCUAUGUUAGACAUGCCUGCAUACCGACAGAAAGGCUGGAAUUAUGGGUCAAACUCCCUCCCCACAGCAGGCUCUGUGAGUGGAGGGGUCGGGCGGCGGGGCCAAAGGCAGUUCCAACUGACCCCUCGUGGACUUCCAGCCGGACGCAUGUGUCUUCCUGGAGGGAUCGGGGGAGCAUCUCCACGCCACACACUCACUAGUCCUGCACUUGCAGCCCAGGGUAGACAAAACUUGUGGUUUGCCAACCCCGGGGGCAGUAACAGCAUGCCAAGUCAGAGUCGCAGCUCAGUGCAGCGGACGCACUCACUCCCUGUCCACACAUCCCCACAAACCAUGCUCAUGUUCCAGCAGCAAGAAUGCCAAGUUCCAGGUGCUGACCUGGAGAUCAACCCCACGCUGGAGUCAUUGUGCCUCAGUAUGACGGAGCAUGCCUUAGGGGAUGGAACAGACCGGACAUCAACAAUAUGAAAAGGACAGAGGGGAAACUACACUUGGGUCGAGGCCUGUUUGGUUCAGCACAAAGAUAAAUGAAUGCUUCAGAAAACCAGGCAAAGCAGUCACUACAAUAUGACAGAAAAAAAAACUGUGUAUAUGUUCUCUAAUAUUUUUGUACUCUAUUAUAUACAACUAAGUUUAUUAUAAAUGGAAUACAGAUGAUUAUUAUAUUGUAGAACAGAAAAAAGGUGAACUGUUUCAGCUGCACCGUGUCACCUGCAGGACUGUGGCAUGAUGUGCAGAGACUCAGUUUACCAUGAUGAGAGAAAAACAGUGGAUUGGUGCUGUCUUUAUGGGAUCUUACCCUGAAUUGCUCUUCUUUUUUCCCGCUGCCUUGGAAUAAGGCAUUCUAUCCCCAUCACACUGACAGCCACAGCCCCUGCACCAUGAAAUUCGUAAAUUCAAAAGACACCCAGCCAGAAAUAAGGCACUUUUUUAUUAAAUUAUCUCGGAUAUCAGGGACUAAACUAUAAUUGGGCUUAUGGUACACUCUGAAAUUCUACAGGUGUUGACUUCCCUGACCAUGCUAAUGUUAUAUGCAGUGCUAGUCAGGGCUUGUGUUGGUUUAAACCUGUAUGGUUUUCCUUGGUUCAUUUUGUCCUCUUGAGAAUUUUCUUUUUUUUUUUUAUUAGUUUUUUUUUUUUUUAGUUUUUGUGACAAAAGCAGGUCAGGGAGUUCCAAAAGAAUCAACGAAAAGUUUGUUAUUCAAUUUCAGGCAUAACUUUAGUCUUAGUUAUUUUCCCCGAACACAUAGUCAAAGUAGGAGUGACUGUCCUCUUCUGAACUUCUACAAAGCCAAAGACGAGGGUUGUGCGAUUGUUAACUUGAGAAAUAUAUUUCUUGUGAAAUGCAGCAAGAUGGUAUAAUUUGUAAAAAAAAAAAAAAAAAAAAGCAGUUUGAAGAAUUAAUGCCAGCUGCAAUUUGUCUCUCUUUAUUUUAAUGCCCUGCUACAUAAAUGAUGAUGAAUCUCAUUUUGUGCCGGGGAAAUCCCAGAGGGACAAGAAAGGGCUGGUGAGGUUUGUACUGUAUGAGCGCUGGCUGGAUGUGGAAUUGAUAAAAGCGAGGAGACCAGAAUUUUCUCAAUUUACAAUCCCAUUCUGGGUGAGAAAGCUAAAUGAAACCCAUCUCAGCACUCUGGCUCCCUUAAGAUUGGCUUUGCAAUGUAAAGCUCGAUCAUGUAAUAAAUGAACGCUUGCAGCGCAACGCUUCACCCUCGCGGCACCCUCUUCCUCAAAUGGCCAAUGUGAUGAUUUGAUGAAUCAUGAAUCUUUUCAAGGUGCUUGACAGUGUCCAUGUUUUUUUUCUGUUUGUGUCUUGGUGUGUUUCAGUCUCAGCCCUAACAUUAUCAUGUGGUAUCAGUGUUGAAUCAAAAGCUGUCUUAUACUGCCUCUGUCUUUGAAUGUGGCAGAGCCGGAGGUGCAUGUAUGUGUAAUGUGGUCUUACUUUUGGAUCACUUUUGGUUGCUUCAUAAGGCAGGGAAACCCAUUCACAUAUUAUUUCAGCAGAGCCAUAGGAGGUCUGUCUAGUAAAGGUGGUUAUUUGCAGAUAUCUUUUCCAAUUGUAUUUUUUACUCUCCCUUGAUAUUGAUAACUUAUGCUUAUUUUCUAUAUUUGCAUGUUUUGACACACUAAUACAGCACUGUUGUAGAUGGAGAACAUGAUGGUUGAUGGUGCCCGGUGUCGCCAACAGCUGAGAGCAGAGAUACUGCAACUAAUGUUGUAUGUUUAUAUCGCCUAAAUGUCACUGUUUACAUCUCUCUGGGAUAAUGCCCAAUUCAUAUUAUGUGAUGAAUAAUCCAUUGUCUCACUAUGUAACACAUGAAAGAACUGAAGCCUUCUCACACAUGAGGUGGCGUGGUAGAGCCUGAAAAUAAGUCUGCUACAGCCCCUCCUUCACCCAAAUCUGUGGACUCCAUAUGAGUCUCACUAGAUUUUUCAAGUUGCACCUACAGUAUGAGGCUUGCAACAUCUGCUUUUUGGUCAUGUGGUUAUGAGAAAGAAAAGCUUCUUUUACCUGGUGAUUAAACUGUUAGCCAUCAUGUCCUGAUAAAUCGUUCAUGUGGUGCCUGAAAUUCUCAGCUCCAGCAUCCUCAAAAUGUUUUAUUUUAAUAGUGGUUGUAUUCUAGUCAUGGAUUUCUUCAGAGCAGGCUCUUGGAUAGAUCUGACUUAGUAAAAGCAUUAUACUCAAGUCCACAAAGGACUCCACAUGAGUUAACGAUGCUGGCUUUAAGACACGCUGUCUGGUUUUUAACUAUUCACUAUACUGUUGAUCAACUAUGUUGUUACAGAUGACUCAGAUCAUCCUUUUCAUAACGUCUGCUGCUUUGAACAACCUACCUAUUGCUUCGAAUAGAUACAGAGGUACAAUACAGAGUUCUGCCAGUGAAUGUUCAUAAUGAUGCAGCAGGGGAUGAAAAUGCUUAUCUGUGUCACAAAUUAUGUGAUAAUGAGUAAACUGAACACUAAUAACAGGCCAAGGAAUAUGUUUACUCCAUGUUUACAUUCCAGUGAUGCGUGAAAUGAGUUGGGAAAUGCACUUCAUAAAUUCAGACUGAUGUAUUUAACAUACCAAGCAUCCACAAUGAGGUACAAAGCUUGUGUCAUAUGGGGAUGUCUAUCACGUGGUCCUGAGGGCAUGUUAAUGUACCUGCCAGGCUUCUAAUUGUUGAAUUAAUGCAGCCAGCUGUAGGUUACACUGCACAUACUGUAGUUUAUCUUGUACAAUUUCUAUCGAAUUCUAAUAACUCCCCUGGACAUUUUCUAAUAUUUUAUGAAAUUUUUUGCAUCACAUGCUUACACUCUACUUUUUUACUGUCACUCAUAUGUGUGAAUGGUCUGAAGUGCAACAUCCGUCGGAUCAUUGACAGUCCAAAUAAAGAGGUUCAGUUCUUUUGCAACUUCACUUGUGCUUUGUCCCCGUGUCUGUUUGCGGCUUAGAUUUUCUUUUUAGAAAGCUGAUUUUUAAGAAAGGAAAACAUCUGUUUCACGGUUGCACGUGGUUACGGUUCAUAGACAUAAAUACGUAGACACCACAUCGAGUGGUUUUGCCCGCUGCUGCGAUACAUCAACGUCGCCGCCAUGUUGGAUGUGGCAAGACUGCGCUGUAAACUAAUACAAGUAAAUUGACUUAUUUUCAU